Molecule: messenger RNA, 4928 nt
Organism: Helianthus annuus (common sunflower)
Lineage: Eukaryota; Viridiplantae; Streptophyta; Magnoliopsida; Asterales; Asteraceae
Product: auxilin-like protein 1
Exons: 6
Coding region: 152-4822 (1556 amino acids)
Biological process (GO): clathrin coat disassembly; clathrin-dependent endocytosis
Cellular component (GO): vesicle; cytoplasm; intracellular membrane-bounded organelle
Molecular function (GO): clathrin binding
Source: RefSeq, a predicted model, not a curated record
CCUCUUCCUGCAUAAUUCCCCUGCAAACAAACAAACAAACAAAAACCAACACUUUUACAGUGAACUUUAUAAUAAUAAUAUCUAACACACACACAACGUAAUCAAACCCUAGAUAAUUCUCACAGAGAUCCAGUGAGAGAGAGAGAGAGUAAUGGAGUCUCUCUCACGUCCUUUUCACAAACGAAAGCUUCCAAAUGCCAAUAACUUUUCCGGCAAAAAUGCUUACGACGGCGUCUUCUCCGGCCACCGCCGGAAGCACGACGGACCUCCGGAUUUUACCGUUGAAGACUACAGUGAGAUUUUUACCACUGAUUCUUCGAUUCCGGUACUCGAUCUUUCUACUUUAGAAGAAGCUUCUGGUGGUUUGAAUAUGGAAAUCUGGAGUACGAAGCCGGAUUACGGCAUGAUAUUUGGCGGAUUUUGUGAUCAGGAUAUUGCGAUUUGUUACGAAGAAAUGGUUGCUCGAGAUGAAGCUAGGGCCUGUGCUCCCUCAGCAAGCCAUAGCUCUCAUGAUUUGGGUGAUUUGUCUAAUCAGCCCUUAGAUGCCUCAAAGCAGUUUAACAUGGCAUAUAACAAGAUCAGCCAAAGGAGUAAAGAUGGUUUAGAUGGGACAACACAUGUCACACAAUUACCUGCUGUAUCCGGAUUUACUUGUUUUAUGAACGAGUCAGCUUCUCAACCCAAGAAGGAGACCAAAAACAAAAAAUCAUCUAAAACAAAAAUUAUUCAUCCCGGUGUGAACUCCAGCGAGUGGAAUGUUCCCGAAAAACAAACUUCACAAAGUACUGCUGAAUUUAGAAGUAAACAGCAAGUUGAAUCUUUAUACGGCGAGAGAAUAAUCAAGACUUUGGAAGUUGAUCUCAAACCAUCUCCCUCCAAAGUAUCAUCACCCUCUGCAGCAGCUGAACCGAACCAGGAGAUCAAGAACCAAAAAUCAAAUAUAACAAAUCAUGCCAGUGUGAACUCCAGAAAGGAGGAUAUUCAUGAGAAACGAACUUCACAAAGUGCUGUGGAAUCUGGAAGUAGAUACGGUCAAGAUGAAUCUUUAUCCGGUGAUAGAAAUUUAAAAACUUUUGAGGUUGAUCUCAAACCAUAUCCCUCCAGAGUAUCACCAUCUGCAGUUUCUCAACCGAACAAGGAGACUGGCAACCAAAAAACAUAUAUAACAAAUAAUAUUUAUCCCGGUGUAAACUCCAGCAAGGGGGAUUUUCACGAGAAACAAACUUCACAAAGUGCUGCUGAAUCUGCAAAUAGAUACAGUCAUGUUGAAUCUUUAUCCGGCGAUAAAGUAAUCAACGCAUUAGAGGUUGAUCUCAAACCAUCUCUCUCCAAAGGAUCAUCGCCGCCUGCAGUUUUUGAACCGAACAAGGAGAUUGAGAAACAAAAAACGUAUAUGACAAAUGAUAUUCAUGCCAGUGUAAACUCCAGCAAGGGGGAUUUUCAUGAGAAACAAACUUCAGAAAGUGCUGUGGAAUCUGAAAGUAGAUACGUUCAAGAUGAAUCCUUAUCCGGUGAUAGAAUUUUCAAGGCUAGUGAGGUUGAUCUCAAACCAUGUCCCUCCAAGGUAUCACCACCAUCUGCUGUUUCUGAACCGAACAAGGAGACUGACAACCAAAAAUCAUAUAUAACAAACGAUGCUCAUCCCAGUGUGAACUCCAACAAGGAGGAUAUUCAUGAGAAACAAAUUUCACAAAGUGCUGUUGAAUCUAGAAGUAGAUACGUUCAAGAUGAAUCUUCACCUGGUGAUGAUAUUCUCAAGACCUUUGAGGUUGAUCUCAAACCACAUUCCUCUGAAGUAUUAUCACCACCUGCAGCAUCUCAACAAAACACGGAAGCCGAGAACCAAAAAUCAGAUAUAACAAAUAAUAUUCAACCCAGUAUGAACUCCAGCAAGGAGGACUUCCGUGAGAAACAAACUUCGCAAAGUGCUGUUGAAUCUAGAAGUGGAUAUGGUCAAGAUGAAUCAUCAUCCGAUGAUGAUAUUUUCAAGACUUUUGAGGUUGAUCUCAAACCACAUCCCUCCAAAGUAUUAUCACCACCUGCACCAUCUCAACCAAACAAGGAAGCCGAGAACCAAAAAUCAUAUAUAACAAGUAAUAUUCAUCCCGGUGCGGACUCCAGCAAGGGGGAUUUUCAUGAGAAACAAACUUCACAAAGUGCUGUUGAAUCUAGAAGCAGAUACGGUCAAGAUGAAUCCAUAUCUGAUGAUAGAAAUUUUAAGAAAUUUCAGGCCGAUCUGAGAUCACACCCCCCGAACGUAUCACCACCACCUGCAGCUUUAGCAACUAACUCUGAGGAACUUGAUGUCAAUUCUGCAGCAGCUAUUUCUGCAGCUGCUUUAAGAAAAGCUAUAGAAAAGGCUCAAGAAAAUAUUCGAAUUGCAAAAGAAUCAGUGGGAAGAAAGAAAGGAUUUUCAAGCAAAAGUUUCAAAGAUAGCUUGAAAGUUAAAGCUAAAACGGUGAAUGUAAAGGGAGGUGAAGAGUGUAAAGAAAAAGACGAUAAAAUGAAAGAAAAAGAUCAUAAACAUGAAAGCACAGUAGUUUUUCCGGACUUUAUGGAUGGCGAGAAGCUCUUUGGUGCUAAAAAGGUUAUCCAUGAACUACAUGGGAAAAUUCCAGAAUUAGGUAAGAACGCUGAGAUACCGAUACAGUAUCCUGUUGAACUAAGAGAAAGUAAGAUACUUUGCAGUUCUAAAAGAGUUGUUGGUGAAACAGAAUCCGAACCGAUCGAAAAUAAUUCACAUGAAGGUGGUUUGCAUGUACUUGAAAGCUUAGAAAAGAAACUAGGAGAUACCGAAUCAAACAACUCAACUGUGGAUCAAAAGGUGGAAGAUGAGAAAGAGAUACGUGGUAAAUCUGAUGAAAAUGAUUACGAGAAGAAAUUCUGUGAAGAACCAUUUGAGUUUUUUGUAACUGAUAAGCAAGAGAAUCUUGAACAAGAACUUGAUGAAAAAAUGGAAAGUGCAGUGAGUCAAGUUGAAGAUGAGAGAGAAGUGAAAGCGGAAGAGAAGUUUAAUAACGUUUGUGAGGUGGGAAUGAUUAAAAAUGCAGAAACUUGUAAUUUUAGCAUUGAAACAAAUGAUUUGUCUCAAAAAGAAGAUUAUGAAAUAAAAGAGAAAGAAAAUGACAAACUGGAUAAGAUGCAGGUACCGGAAACUUACGAGAAAUCAUCAAUUGAUUUUGAUGAUGCAGAAGAAAGUAAGAGAGUGAUUGGUGCAAGCCAAAUUGUGAAUGAUACGGAGGCCUGCAAAGUUUACCAAAACGUCAGCAAUGCGGAAUCAAGUCAAGGGAUUGAUGAUGUCAGCAGGGGCAGCAGUUCAGGUCACAAGUUACAAGUGGAAGAUACAGAAGCAAUAGAUAAAGAGACAACUGAGAACGUUUCUUUAAAUGAAACAGAAGACAACAAGGAUGAAUGCGAUGCAAAGUAUGAUGAUCUGGCAAACUCUGGUUUAACUGACGUGGGUUUUGUACGAAACGAUUAUAGCGUUGAAACAAAUGAUUUAUCUCAAAAGGAGGAUAAGCUUCAGGUACCAGAAACUUAUGAGAAUUCAUCAAGUGAUUGCAAUGAUGAAGAAGAAAGUGAGAGUGUGAUUGGUGCUAGCCAAAUUGUGGAUGAUACAAAAGACGCCUGCAAAGUUGACCAAAACGACAACAACGCAGAUUCAAGUCAAGAGAUUGAUGAUGUCAGCAGUGGCAGUAACACAGGUCAUGAUUUCCAAGUGGAAGACACAGAAGCAUUAGAAAAGGUGAUGAAUGAGAACAUUUCUUCCGAUGAAACAGAAGACAAUGAGGAUGGAUGUGAUGCAAAAUCUGAUGAUCUGGCAAACUUUGGUUUAGCUGAUGUGGAUUUUGUACAAAACGAUGCACGAUCUGAAUCAUCUUCAGACACAAUACUUGGUAUGGAGAUAGAAGUGAAAGGACACAAAGAAAGAGAAGAAACGGUCGAGAAAGAAGACAACAACCUCCAACAAUCUCAUGAACAAACACCUGAAAUUAGAACAAAAACGGAAACAGGAACACAAGAACCGGAUGAUAAAAGCGGAGAAUCCGAUCCACACAAAAUAGUGGAGAAAAAGCAAAAUGAAGAAGAAAAGGAGCAGGAGAGAAUAAAAUCAGCUGUGGACAGAGCGAUUCGUGAAGCUCGGGAACGUGCAUUUGCUGAAGUUAGACAAAGAGUGAUCGCCGACACUCAAGAAAAGGUCACUAAAGCUUCUUCUGAUAAAACUAGUGCAAAAUUGAAACUCAAAGCAGAACGUGCGGCAGUAGAGAGAGCCACUGCAGAGGCUAGACAACGCGCUUUAGAAAAAGCGAUUUCUCAGAAGAAAUUGUCUGAGCCAAAAAUACAAAUUAACGAGACCGAUCAAACCACUUCUGCUAUAAAUCAUACAAAUGCUGAAUCAGCUUUGAGAACUAAAGCAAAAUUAGAAAAGCAUAACAGGAUUAUGGAGCGCGCGGCGAAAGCUCUUGCAGAGAAAGAGAUGCGUGAUCUGCUUGUUCUUAGAGAACAAGCCGAGAGAAGUCGGUUAGCAGAGAAUCUUGAUGCUGAUAUCAAAAGGUGGUCAGGUGGGAAAGAAGGGAACUUGCGUGCACUGCUUUCAACCCUGCAAUACAUCCUUGGAGCUGACAGUGGUUGGCAACCAGUGUCACUAACCGAGAUCAUAACCACUAGCGCAGUCAAGAAAGCUUACAGAAAGGCGACUCUGUGUGUGCAUCCUGACAAGCUACAACAAAGGGGUGCAAGCAUUCAGCAGAAGUAUAUAUGUGAAAAGGUUUUUGAUCUUCUAAAGGCAGCUUGGAACAGAUUUAACUCAGAAGAAAGAUAGCAGCAGCCUCUAUAAAUUUGGUCGAUUAUCUGUUUAAUAUUUUCAAGAAUCAUUUAAGCUUGUAUGAUUUAUAUAAAAAAUAAUACAUUUUUCAUUUCAUUGGUCA